Messenger RNA from Drosophila willistoni, 2827 nucleotides. It is a transcript of the gene lt, whose product is annotated as vacuolar protein sorting-associated protein 41 homolog. The transcript has 12 exons. Gene Ontology annotation, molecular function: protein binding. Lineage: Eukaryota; Metazoa; Arthropoda; Insecta; Diptera; Drosophilidae. Gene Ontology annotation, biological process: cellular response to starvation; macroautophagy; protein targeting to vacuole. Gene Ontology annotation, cellular component: late endosome; HOPS complex. Bases 49 to 2595 code for a protein of 848 amino acids. The record is from RefSeq and is a predicted model, not a curated record.
UUGUCUGAUAAGAACAAAACGGAUAACUAAAAUUUAAGAGGAACAACUAUGGAAAAGGCGGAAAAGUUGCCUACCAGCAGUGACUCUGGUGCUGAGAGCGCCGAAGAGGAGGAGGAGGUGGAACCCAAAUUCAAGUAUCAACGGAUAGCCAAUGAUCUAAAGACUAUACUAAACACAGAUGUCGUGACAUGCAGUUCUGUGCAUUCCAAGUUUCUUAUUUUUGGAACCUUCCGAGGCUGCGUCUACUUGUUGGAUCACCAAGGCAACUCGGUUAAAUCGAAUUUAAGCAGUAGCGAACGACACACACAUACUGUGGCAGUUAAUCACAUCGAUGUGGACCCAAAGGGCGAAUACGUUGCUACAUGCUCCGAUGAUGGCAAAGUUAACAUCACAGGCCUCUUCAGUUGCGAGAACAAUCAGAGCUUAAGCUUGGGCAAAUUUAUAAAAUCCGUUGCUCUGGACCCCGAUCCCAAAACACGUGUUAGAAGAUUUAUAGUGGGUGACGACAAACUCACUCUAUAUGAACGCAAUCUUCUCAAGAAACUCAAACCCACAGAACUGUGUUCAGUGGAGGGCAACGUUUUGUCCAUCUGCUGGCAGGGUAACUUUGUGGCUUGGGCCAGCCAUUUGGGUGUGCGUGUCUACGAUCUAAGUGAAAAGUGUUCCCUGGGACUGAUGAAAUGGGAGUUGCCGCCACAGGCUCGCUUGGAAAACUUUCGAUGUCAUUUACGUUGGUCGAAUGCGAAUACUUUGCUCAUUGGUUGGGUGGAUACCAUAAGAAUUUGUGUAAUACGCAAACGAAAUGCGAUUGAAGCUUCCUCCAGUAAUCUGCCUGGCUAUGUCGUUGAUCCGGUCUCAACUUUUCAAACUACAUUCUACAUUUGUGGCCUGGCUCCACUGGCCUCAAGCCAAUUGGUGGUGCUGGGCUAUCGGAAGCAGCGCAGUGCCACCUACAAGGCCCUUCGUCCAGUGCUCUGCGUCAUUGAAUAUAAAAUGAACAGUAGCGAGGAAAUCUGCACGGAUAGCUUAACAUUACGGGGCUUUGAGGAGUACACAGUUAAUGAUUAUAGCCUCGGCUGUUUGAUCGAAGAGAAUCGUUAUUAUAUCGUCGCUCCCAAGGAUAUCGUAGUGGCUAGUCUCAUUGAGACGGACGACCGUGUUGAAUGGCUGAUUAAACACAGUAAAUUUGAAGAGGCCAUGGAUCUGAUAUCCACACAUGGCGGCAGUUUACCAGUGCUCACAGUGGCCAGAUUAUACAUCAACCAUUUGUUAACGCUGAAACAGUAUGAAGAUGCUGCAAAGCUUUGCCUACGCAUGUUGGGCAACAACAAGUCAUUAUGGGAGGAGGAGGUCUUUAAGUUUGUGAAAUGCCAGCAGUUGCGCUCUGUGAGCGCCUACUUACCCACCUCGGAUGAGUGUAAACUUGGUUCCCAUGUCUAUGAGAUGGUUCUCUAUGAAUUUCUCAAAUUCGAUGUCAAUGGAUUUCUUAAUUUGAUUAAGGAAUGGCCACCCCAGUUGUACGAUGGUCUGGCCGUCAUUAAUGCCAUUCACGACAAUUUUCGUAAGGAGAAUGCAACUCAAUUGCUUGAGUCCUUGGCUUUGUUAUAUUCCUAUCAAGGAAACUACGAAAACGCUUUACGCAUGUAUUUAAAAUUACAGAAUAAAGAUGUGUUUGAGCUCAUAAGACGUUAUGAACUCUACGAUGUCAUUUCCAAAUUAAUCAUUCCAUUGAUACAACUGGAUCGCGAUCGUGCCUUUAAAAUAUUGUUGGAUAAGAAUAAAAUAAAACCGGAAGUAGUUGUCCAUCAAUUGGAACAGAAUCAGGAGUAUCUCUUUUGGUACUUGGACGCGUUGGAGAGAGUGGACAGCCGUAAUGUGUUCCAACAUAAAUUGGUUGUCUUAUAUGCCAAGUACGAUAGAGCGAAGUUGCUGCCCUUUUUGCGCCGAUCUAAGGAAUAUGUUAUACAGGAUGCCCUGGCCAUAUGCAAACGGGAAGGAUUCUAUCCAGAAAUGGUUUACCUACUGGGCUGCAUGGGUGGCGUAGAGGCAGUGGAAGCGCUCAAUAUUAUUAUGCACAGUAUAAAAGACAUCGAAAUGGCAAUUGAGUUCUGCAAAGAGCAUAAUGACAAUGAUCUAUGGACUGUUCUAAUUGAAGAGUCUACCAAACAGCCGGAAAUAGUUACCAAAGUGCUGGACGGCAUCGUGGACUAUGUAAACCCUGAACUGGUGGUUAGCAAAAUCAAACUCGGCCAGACCAUACCACACCUGCGACAAUCGAUCAUUAAAAUGCUUUGGCACUACAACAUUCAGGAAGAAAUUCUCACGAAUUCUCAUCAGAUACAACUGACUGACUAUUUUGCUACCCAUUCGGAAGUGGUGACCCUGCAGCGGCGUGGUCAGCAAGUAUCCUACGAUUUGUCUUGCCCUCAGUGUCAUAAAUCUGUUGUGAUUAAGGACACUGUUCCGCGGAAUGCAUUAAUUGCAUUUAAAUGUGGUCACAUCUAUCAUGAAAUUUGUGUGCCGGGACGCCUCAUUAACGAACACCACUGUGAAUUGUGUAAACUACGGAAUACCGAUAUUGACAGGCCAGAAUAAUUAACCUACUCAUUUUUCGAGUGUGAAAGGCUGACAAUUGGAUGUCGUAUGCGAGAUUGUUUCAACUAACGCAUCGCACCCAGUACCCAGAGGACAUAAGGGUAGCUCUUUGUUGCUCACGGGACUGUCUGAAAGAUUAACCUUUUUUAUUUCCUAUUCUUAACCUUAAGCUUGUAUGUAUGUUGCGUCUAUUUAUUUAUUGAUUAAAACAGAUAUUGCUUUAACAAAUGUA